GUUGCUGGCUUCACGCUACGUACAUGGUUCACACGUGCAGUUAUGUCUAAAGCAAAACAAAAGCGAGCGAAACGGCUGGGGUUAUGCGGUAAAAAGGGUAAAGAUGGGCAGAAGUCUCAGACUGGAAGGAAAGAUCCUGGCUUACCUAAUGUGCGCAUCUUCAAAGAACACAGUCAGAGACAAGCUGAACUCAGAAAGCAAAGGAUGGAAGAACAACAGCAGAGGCAGAAAUUGUCAAGAGAUAAGGAGAUGAUGAAGAGGAGAAGUCUAGACACUUUCCAGAAAGACAUUCAGCUACGGCAGAAAGAGUUUGAACAGAGAGAACUACAAAUGCAAAACUUAGAGAAACAUGUCAAUUUUGAAACCGAGAACUCCAGAAAAGCGUACUGCAGAGAAUUUAAAAAGGUAAUAGAGGCAGCAGAUGUUAUUUUAGAGGUUCUGGAUGCCAGAGACCCUUUAGGGUGUCGCUGUCCACAGGUUGAGCAAGCUGUUGUCCAGAGUGGAACCAAUAAGAAAAUUGUGCUUGUUUUAAAUAAAAUUGAUUUAGUGUCCAAGGACAUUGUAGAAAAAUGGAUCAAGUAUCUUCGCAACGAGUUUCCCACUGUGGCUUUCAAAUCAUCAACGCAACAGCAGAACAAAAAUUUGAAACGCAGCCGUGUGCCUGUAACUCAGGCUACAGAAGAACUCCUUGGAAGCAGCGCUUGUGUCGGAGCAGAUUGUCUAAUGAAACUACUAGGAAACUACUGCCGUAAUCUGGAUAUAAAAACUGCCAUAACUGUAGGAGUGGUUGGUUUUCCUAACGUGGGAAAGAGCAGUUUAAUAAACAGUUUGAAGCGUGCUCGUGCUUGCAAUGUCGGUGCUACACCUGGAGUUACUAAGUGUUUACAGGAGGUUCAUCUAGACAAACACAUUAAACUGUUAGAUUGUCCUGGUAUUGUCAUGGCAACCUCAACCAGCGAUGCUGCCAUGAUACUUCGAAAUUGUGUGAAGAUUGAGCAACUAGUGGACCCGAUUCCCCCUGUUGAAGCCAUCUUGAGGCGCUGCAAUAAAAAACAGAUUAUAGAACACUAUGGCAUUGCAGACUUCCAGACAGUACAUGAGUUCCUGGCCUUACUUGCUCGUCGUCAAGGAAAACUCAGGAAGGGAGGACUGCCUGACACUGAUAAAGCUGCUAAGAGUGUUCUUAUGGAUUGGACGGGGGGUCGCAUCAGUUACUUCACACAUCCUCCAGAAACACACAUGCUGCCCACACAUGUCAGUGCUGAGAUUGUAGCUGAGAUGGGCAAAGCAUUUGAUUGGGAUGAACUGGAGAAGGGCAAUCUGGAAGCAUUGGCUGAAUGUGGCACAUCGGACGCACAGAUGGGGUUCUGCAUGGCUACAUCUGGAAUGACACAAGGAGGUCAAGGAGAACCAGAGGAGCUACAAAUGGAAGAACCUUCAGAGGACCCUGACCUCCAAGACCCAGCUGAAUCAAUGGAUGCAGAUGAGGAUCCAGAGUUUGGACCAAUGACAAUCGAGCUCAAAGUCCAAAAGGCAAAAACUGGUGGUGGAGUUGAAGCAGUAGGCCCAAAGCCAGUGGACUUAAAAGAUAUCCUGGAUGUUGACCCACUGCUGCAAGGCCAGGCACUUCUGGCAGCCAACAAAAAAAGAAAGAAGCAGCAAAAAAGAGCUGAUAAACUGGGCACCAAACUUUCAGAUUCACUUACAUCAGCUUUAAAUUUCUCCUUCACUGACAGCUAAUGUGAUCAGUAAAUCAAGACCUUAAUUGUAUAUUUAAAUGUACAAUUUAAAAUAUAAAAAUAAAUCAUAUUUUCUCUGGACUAAUGUUUAA
Paramisgurnus dabryanus is the source of this 1831-nucleotide messenger RNA. It is a transcript of the gene gnl3l, whose product is annotated as G protein nucleolar 3 like. Lineage: Eukaryota; Metazoa; Chordata; Actinopteri; Cypriniformes; Cobitidae. Gene Ontology annotation, molecular function: GTP binding. The record is from RefSeq and is a predicted model, not a curated record. Gene Ontology annotation, cellular component: nucleolus.